AACGGAUCCUCUUCCCCAAACAACGGACCGGAGCCCGCAAGGUCCCAAUUGACGGAAAAUUCGCGCAAGAUUCUGGGUUUUUCCUGCUCGUGAUCGGCGCCUGCCCCUGAAUGGUUACCCUCGUUUCCCAAUCAAUGCUCUCGAAAGCAAUGAACCCCAACCAUAUGGAGUUAUGGUGUUGCGUGGACAGCAGGGCGAGCCCCGUAGCAGUGGAAAGUUGAACGAAGAAUAGCGGCAGCCUAUCGUUAGGAACUUUGGAUCGAGGAAUGGCACGAUAUGAAAACGAUUCGUCGCGAUAGGAUCCCGGUUUCAAGAUUCAAGGUCGCAUCCGAAAAUUCUCCAUUAAGCCGGCCGACGAUAGUACGGGAUUGACCUCCGUGGGCUUAUUGCCAUCUGUGGCUUGCCCGGGCUUCCCGCCCUUGAAGGGCUUUUUAAGGCUUGAAGUGCAGGCUUGACGUUGGGAGUAGGGAGGGGAAACGGAUUGGAAGGAAAAGGGGAAUUUUCAUCGAAGUGACGUGAACUGAAACCGGGGUUUGCCGUGCUUGUGGCGGGGAAUGGCUUGGCAAAUCCGCCUUCGUCUGUGGUCAAGGAUUCCCGAACCCUAUCCCUGUGAAGAUCACGGAUCAACCGAUUGUAAGAUCCCUUGUUUCCUCUGCAAAGUAGUUAUUCGUCCGACCGAAGCCCACAUCUGUCUCCGGAAGCCAACGAGAGUCCGGUAUUUUGUCUAUAGUACUAAGCUUUGGAUCCCAUUUUCAGAAUCGAUACCAAAUGGCGCAACAGGGCUCUCCAAACGCCGUAGCUACCACGCGCUUAUCUACUCAUCAUGGAAUCCCCACUCCUAAUCUAGGGCGAAGUUUGAUAGAGACCACUUGCAUGGACAUGGCAUUUCUAGCCUUAUAGCGUUGAUGAUAGAAGCCGGGGGAAAGGAAAAGAGAUU
Messenger RNA from Tuber melanosporum (Perigord truffle), 937 nucleotides. RefSeq lists its product as uncharacterized. The transcript has 2 exons. The record is from RefSeq and is a predicted model, not a curated record. NCBI's taxonomy places the organism in Eukaryota, Fungi, Ascomycota, Pezizomycetes, Pezizales, Tuberaceae. The coding region runs from base 555 to 842 and encodes 95 amino acids.